Molecule: messenger RNA, 776 nt
Organism: Suillus subalutaceus
Lineage: Eukaryota; Fungi; Basidiomycota; Agaricomycetes; Boletales; Suillaceae
Product: HSP20-like chaperone
Exons: 3
Coding region: 161-634 (157 amino acids)
Biological process (GO): response to heat; response to hydrogen peroxide; protein folding
Source: RefSeq, a predicted model, not a curated record
AUGGGUGCAACCUGAUCAAUAGCCCAAGCAAGUUACAGGAGCAACGCCCGGAGGUCAACGUUCAACAGGGGCGACAUAUAAGACGGUCGUCAAUUGCGGAAGCCAGCGUACCGCUGUUUCCACACUCAUAUCAUCACACUGAGUCUUGUCUUUCCUAAAUAUGGCCCUCACACAAUUUCUGUACGACCCAUUCACUGAAUUUGAUCGUCUUUUUGACGACGCGUUUACUUCACGUUUCCGGCCCGACUCCGACGAGGCUCGUCCUACAACAAUCCGCCCUAAGAUGAAUCUCGUUGAGACAAAAGACAACCAGGUCGUGGCGAGGUUCGAACUCCCCGGCGUAGAACGGGGGAAGGUUGACAUUGAAGUGCAUAAUAACCGCCUGACCAUCUCGGGCGAGAAGAAAACCGAGACUCAAACUGACGAGGCCCGGGGUCGUUUUGUGGUGCGCGAGCGCUCUUUCGGACGCUUUGCUCGGACUCUGCAGCUCCCUGAGGGAACUAAGCCUGAACAAGUCCAGGCGCAUAUGGAGCACGGAAUCCUUCAGGUCACCUUCCCGAAGGCGCCUCCGGAACAGGAGACUAAAGUUAUCCCUAUCGAAGGACCGCACAAGGAGAAAGGUAGCAAGAAAUAAAUUAAGAUUGGAGCAAUCGAGUCUGGAGAUCCAGUCAUGUACUUUUAGCUUUCUCUACUGGAAUGUUUAUGCGUCGCUUUCCAACUCUGCAUCAGUAGUAGCUCUAGGGAUCGGAAAUGUGUGUGGCCGUAGCCUGAGCAAU